AUGGCGCACAGGGACCGUGGCCCCACGCGGGCCUCGCUCCUUCAGAUGCCUCUGACGAUCACGCUGCUGAUGAUGCUGAUGCCGGCCGUGCGGGGCUCAGGGAGUGCAGCGUGUACGCACGCCGCUCUCGACCUGAACCUGGUGCUGGAGGCGAACCGCGAGACGGGCACCGUGACCCUGGAGGCCAUGAAGACGUUCGCGGGAGCCGCGCUCGAGUCGCUCGCCCCCGCGGGAAACUCGUCCCGCGUGGGGCUGUGGCGCUUCGACCGCGACGCGCAGCCGCUGCUGCGCCUGGGAGACGCCGCCUCCGCCGCCAGCGCGGGCUACGUGCUGGGCCUGCUGGAGGUGGCGCGGGGCGGCCGCAACACGGGCGGCGCCCUCGACUUCAUCCUGCACGCCGGGUUUCCUCCCGGGCCGGACGACGGGGUCCAUCGCACCAAGGUGUUGAUGCUGAUGACGACCGGACCGGCGGACGAGAGCGUGAGCGGAAUCUCCGAGCUGGCGAGCCAGGCCCAGGUGCUCAUCGUCACCGUGGGCAUCGGGUCCCUUGUGGACGAGGAGGAGCUGCAGGCCCUUGCCUCGCUCCCCACGUUCGCGCACCUCUACCCGCUCCAGAUCAGCGCGCAAGACGCCCACGUGGUCAUGGGCGGCAUCUGCAGCGGCACGGGCGUGAUGGGCAACUUCCUCUUGAGCCAGGAGACGAGUCAGACCAUAUUCGACAACGCGGAAAACGGCACAGGUGCGUGA
Messenger RNA from Lethenteron reissneri (Far Eastern brook lamprey), 747 nucleotides. RefSeq lists its product as uncharacterized. Lineage: Eukaryota; Metazoa; Chordata; Hyperoartia; Petromyzontiformes; Petromyzontidae. The record is from RefSeq and is a predicted model, not a curated record.